AUGUCACGAAGAGUAGUUGUUACAGGAUUGGGUUGCAUUACACCUAUAGGGCAUACAGUACGAGAAUCAUGGCGCAAUUUACUAGCUUCAAAGUCAGGAAUCAUACCGAUCACCGAACUAGAAAACUAUAACAAUGAUUAUAGACCAUUUACGAAAUAUAUUCCACCGAAAGUUGCUGUCGGUAAAGUACCUCCUUUUUCUAAGGAGAUUAAAGAAUUAUCAGAUGCACUAAUCACAUCUCAAGAGGAAAGAAAAUAUUCCCAAUUCAUCAAGCUAUCAAUCUUGACUAGCUAUGAAGCUUUAAAGGAUGCCGACUUACUGAGCACUAAUUCCUCACUCCCAAAUCCAGCCAUUAACACUUCAUUAUGUAAUCUAGAUAGAUUUGGUUGCAUUAUUGGAUCGGGAAUAGGUUCCAUAGGUGACAUAUACUCAACAAGUUUACAAUUCCACGAGAAUGACCCCAAGAAAAAAAUAUCGCCAUUUUUUAUCCCUAAAAUACUAACGAAUAUGGCUGCAGGGAAUGUGUCAAUAAAGUUUAAUCUAAGAGGGCCAUCACAUAGUGUUUCAACUGCUUGUGCCACGGGAAAUAAUGCCAUUGGUGAUGCUUAUAAUUUUAUUAAAUUAGGUAUGCAAGAUAUUUGUAUUGCAGGUGCAAGUGAGUCAAGUAUUCUUCCAUUAAGCCUAGCGGGAUUCCUACGAGCCAAGAGCAUAACUCCAGAUGGGAUAUCUAGACCAUUCGAUAUUGAAAGAAAUGGAUUCGUCUUAGGUGAAGGUUCUGGUAUGCUUGUUUUGGAAUCCUUAGAGCAUGCACAAAAUCGUGGAGCCAAAAUAUAUUGUGAGCUUAAAGGAUAUGGGUUAAGUUGUGAUGCAUAUCAUAUUACGUCGCCAUCUCCUUCAGGGGAUGGAGCUAAAAGGGCCAUGGAAAUGGCUCUAUCAAUGUCAGAUAUUGAGAUAUAUGAUAUCGAUUAUGUGAACGCGCAUGCCACUUCAACCCAAUUAGGUGAUAGCACGGAAAUAGAAGCUAUUAUAUCGGCAUUGAUUCCUCCUUCGAGAGUAAAUCCUUUAUAUAUAUCGAGCAAUAAGGGGUCUGUUGGGCAUCAACUAGGUGCUGCUGGUGCUGUAGAAAGUAUCUUCACGAUUCUUUCCUUACGGAAUGGUAUCAUUCCACAUACACUAAACUUGAAAAACCAACUUCAUUUAGAAUCUAUACAGGGGAAUCCAGACACACUGAGCUUUGUAAAAGGAGUUCCUAGUAGGCCUAAGAAAUUGGAAUAUGCCCUCUCUAACAGUUUUGGAUUUGGAGGAGUGAAUACUAGUCUACUAUUCAAAAAAUGGGAGCAAUGCUAA
This is a messenger RNA of Naumovozyma dairenensis CBS 421, 1347 nucleotides long. RefSeq names its product fatty acid synthase CEM1 (gene CEM1). The transcript has a single exon. Gene Ontology annotation, molecular function: 3-oxoacyl-[acyl-carrier-protein] synthase activity. The record is from RefSeq and is a predicted model, not a curated record. Gene Ontology annotation, biological process: fatty acid biosynthetic process. NCBI's taxonomy places the organism in Eukaryota, Fungi, Ascomycota, Saccharomycetes, Saccharomycetales, Saccharomycetaceae. The coding region runs from base 1 to 1347 and encodes 448 amino acids.